GUAGUGUUUACUUAUUUUGGUCUGUCUUCGUCAUGCUUUUUCACAUUCACUAUUGAGGAACCUGCCAGAUUGCCUGAAUGAGUGGGUGCGUGGUGUUCAGGGAAGGAACACCUCCAGGCACGCUCAAAGGGUUUAGAUAAUCACUGAUAUUAUACAAUUGGGGGUCCCCCUAACGAGACCGGGGGUAUCCUUAGCAAUUCCCAUGCAACGACGAUGGCCGAAUAACCAUGGUAAUUUUAACUAAUGUAGUCGGUAAGCGAGUCGGCCACAUCUCCGAUUUCACGAUUCGUAAUAUGAUUGAAGCACUUCAAACCACUACCAUGCCACCAAAAUCGCAUAUCAAAUCAAAAAAUUCAGUUGAGCAGGAGGGGAGGAUUCUCCUUGCAAUAUCUGCUUUAAAAAAAAAAAAAAAAAAAACAGAAUAUCCAAUGUUCGCGAAGCAGUCCGUGUUUAUAAUGUGCGGCGCUCUACUCUCCAAGACCGGCUAUGCGGAAAGACAUAUCGGGACGAGACACGCGCAAAUAGUCAUAAAAUAACUCGAAAUAAAGAGGAAUCGCUUGUAUAAUGGAUACUAUCACUUGAUUUAUGUGGGGCAGCUCCCCGGCCAGCUCAUAUUCAAGAAAUGACUGAUAUUCUACUCUCCAAGCGGGGUCAUACAACUACAAUAACUGUUGAGGUAAAUGGGUCUAUGACUUUAUCAAACGUUAUGACAUACUUGAAUCCCGGUUAUUCCGACGCUAUUAUCAUCAGCGUGCUCAAUGUGGAGACCCUAAUAUCAUCAAGGAGUGGUUUGAUCGGGUGCAAAUUACAAUCAUGCAACAUGGGGUUGCGCUUGAAGAUAUCUACAAUUUUGAUGAGGCAGGAUAUGCAAUGGGCCUAAUAGCUACUGCUGAGGUAGUUUCUAGAGCUGAAAUGACUGGCCAGCCCUUUCUUGUACAGCCAGUGAAUCGGGAAUGGGUGGCAUCUAUUGAGUGGAUCAACUCUACUGGA
Messenger RNA from Aspergillus ruber CBS 135680, 990 nucleotides. RefSeq lists its product as uncharacterized. Bases 228 to 536 code for a protein of 102 amino acids. The transcript has a single exon. NCBI's taxonomy places the organism in Eukaryota, Fungi, Ascomycota, Eurotiomycetes, Eurotiales, Aspergillaceae. The record is from RefSeq and is a predicted model, not a curated record.